AUGUCUCGCAGCAGUCAACGCUUGCUUAAACGCAAAUCCCUUGUCCCCGAUUCGCGCAACCUAUGCCGCCUGUGUCUGUCGAAGGAACGGAAGCUAACACGAUUUUUCUCCAGCGAGCAUGGGAUCGACAACGAUCUACUGCGGAAGAUCUACGACUGCACGACGGUGGAGGUGGAUCAUUUUGAUGUGUUUCCAGUGGCCAUCUGUUCGCUUUGCGAGCAGCAGCUCAGCGAUUGGUACCGGUUCCGGGAAAAGUGUGUCGAAAAUGAUACCAUUCUGCACAAUCUGUUCGGCAUGGAGCGGAGUCGCAAAGCGGCGCAUCGGGACAUCGGUCGGUUCUCGGUCGGUGAUAAACUGAACCCGCCGGCAGAACCAACACUGCAGUACGCCAGUGAAAUCGACGAGGAAGAUGGCGAAGUACGCAGCGAGCAACCCAAUGGGCCGGCGAUCGUCGUCGCGCCAGUCGACGAAACGGAACCAUCAUCCACCACACAGACGACGGUUCCCGAAACUCCCGAAUCGAUGGUGAGCAUUGCCUUGACUCAACUGUCGACGCUCGGUGUGCGUCCUCGUAAGGAUCCGGACGACCCGGAGCCCCCUCCAAUGGCGCUCGAUCAUGUGCGGCACCUUUCGGCACACAAACUGAUGGGUCUGUCGGUGCAACUGGAAGACGGUCGCUUCCAGUGUAUGGUGUGCAAGCGCACGUUCCGCAACGCUUACACCCUGAAGCGCCAUCUGAAGCUCCACACGGAGGAGAACCUGUACGAGUGCGAGUACUGUGGGAAGCGGUUCAACGAUCGGUCCAACUGGAAGAUCCACCAGCGGGCCCACACCGGGGACAACCUGUACAACUGCCUGGUUUGCCUGAAGAGCUUCAUAUCGCCCUCGACGCUCAAGUACCAUCGGCGGGCCCACCGGAAGCUGCGAUCGUUCGAUUGUCGCGUUUGCCAGGAAUCGUUCAUCGAGUACGAGGAGCUCGAGGCCCAUAUGCGUGAUGCGCACCGGGGUGUCGCGCUGGAAGACCUGCAGAUGGACGAACCGCUGCUCGAUGCGGCCAAUUUCGUCAAGAUUGAGCUCGAAGACGAGGAGCAGCAGCAGCAGCAGCAGCAGCAGCUGGGCACGACGCAGGAACCGCGGAACACUGCCGACAGUAGCGGUCUACUCGUGACCGGAAGUGACAUCGAAGAGGGUGACGAAGGUGAAGAGGAGAGCGGCCACGGGAGGAGAGACGGAGAGUGUCGCCUAGUGGGGGAGUCCAGUGAGGAGGCCCAAAGGCAUCCACCGCAUCACCCACAUCCACUUCCGGAACCCGGUGACGAGCAGAUGAUACUGGAUGGAUCGCGGCGGGAACCGUUGGCCACGGAAACUGCUGCCGACAUACCGAUCCCGGUGCAGCCACCGGUGGACAUCAAACAGGAGCUUCCCGACGGCGUAAAGCAGGAACCGUUCGAUGAAGACAUGAUCGUGACCGAUCCUCGCGAGCUACUAAUGAUGGAGGAAGCUUCGGAGGGCCAAGAGGAGGAAAAAGAGUCCAACCGAGGCACCGUAAUACUGUUCCGGUGUGAUUACUGCAUGCAGAUAUUCCACUUUCUCGAUGACCUCAACGCCCACAUGGAGCUGCACAACGGUGCGAACGGGUCCAAUCAGAACGGUGGUGGUGUCGUGCUCGGGUCGGCCGCUGCCAUCCCGCAGCAUCAGGCGCAGACGGUGGCCCCCGAUGGGCGACCACCUUCGCUGCUGAAACCACUGAUGCUUCGGAAUGUCGGCACAAGUGAACACGGCAGUUCCUCGAUGGUCACUGGCGUCACUGGCGCAACUCGGCUGCACCCGAUGCACGGCAACAUGCAGAUCGUGUAUCACUCCACGCAGGCGGACAUACGACCGGCGCCGGCACCGGCGACCAAUCGAACCCCCGAUUGUCCGCAGCCACUGUUGUUUCUGUCACCGACAGCAAACGGAGCCGGUGGGUUGAAACGGCGCCACUCGUUCGAACCGGAUGUGGCCGAUCUGAUGAACGUGACGCCCCCGGAGCACCAGUGCACCAAGUGUUCGAAGCGGUUCCGCACCGAGGAGCUGCUGCGCGUGCACGAAGCGACCCACGAGAACGACGCGCUGGUCAAUCGGGUCCGCAGCUGCCGGAUUUGCAACAAGGUGUUCAAGUGUGAGCUCAAUUUGCAGGCGCACAUGCGCAAACACAACACAACGCACCACACACUCAAGAUCAAGUUCUCCGGCUCGAGCGGGGACGAUGACCAGCACCCCGAAGGUAGCGGUGGCGCCGGUGGUGGCCCUGGCGAUGGUGCCCGCAGUGGCAGCGAAUCCGCUUCUUCCUCUAGCGCCGGAGAAAAUGAAGGCGGUUCGAAAGAGGAUCGGCAACCGGCGGCCGAAGCGGCCGAUGGUGGUGCGUCUUCGGAAUCGCUCGGCGACAGUGAAGGCGAACUGGGACUUACAUCCUCCGAAUCGUCCUCCGGCAAUGGAUCGCUAGGGGCGGUGGCGGCUGCGGUGGCCGCAGCAGGACGGAAAGGCCCGGUGCGAAAGUGUGAAAUUUGUGCCAUCAGCUUCGACGAUGCGACGUACCUCGAGCAGCACGUGCUGAGCCACUUUGCGCGCAACGAGGCGGUCUCGUUCAUCCCGUCCGCCGACCGGCCGUUCAAGUGUACCGAGUGCCACAAGCGGUUCAAGAGAAAAGACUAUCUGCUCAUCCACAUCCGGACGCACACGGGCGAACGGCGCUACAAGUGUGACCUCUGCUCGAGCGCCUUCGUGCACCCGUCCAACCUGAUCACGCACCGGAAGCUGCACUCGAACGAGCGGCCCCACAAGUGCGACCUGUGCAAGGCCACCUUCAAGCUGUACGCUGGCCUGAAGAUCCAUCGGAGGCGCUGUGUGAUGAAAAACUUGUCCGAUAGCUUCUCCUUCGGCGACGACGGUGCAGCGUCGAGCGCGGAAACUGAUCCAAACGCAGCAGCCGGAACGUCAGUGCGUCUGGUCCAAUCGGCGGGCCGACUCUCACUGUAG
Messenger RNA from Anopheles cruzii, 3018 nucleotides. Its product is annotated as zinc finger protein 628-like. Gene Ontology annotation, molecular function: zinc ion binding. Gene Ontology annotation, cellular component: nucleus. The coding region runs from base 1 to 3018 and encodes 1005 amino acids. Lineage: Eukaryota; Metazoa; Arthropoda; Insecta; Diptera; Culicidae. The transcript has 5 exons. The record is from RefSeq and is a predicted model, not a curated record.